Messenger RNA from Lycium ferocissimum, 1600 nucleotides. Its product is annotated as heat shock factor protein HSF24. Lineage: Eukaryota; Viridiplantae; Streptophyta; Magnoliopsida; Solanales; Solanaceae. Gene Ontology annotation, cellular component: nucleus. The coding region runs from base 436 to 1341 and encodes 301 amino acids. Gene Ontology annotation, molecular function: DNA-binding transcription factor activity; RNA polymerase II cis-regulatory region sequence-specific DNA binding. Gene Ontology annotation, biological process: regulation of transcription by RNA polymerase II. The transcript has 2 exons. The record is from RefSeq and is a predicted model, not a curated record.
UAUAUUCCCUUCCUAUAUCUCUUCCAUUUCCUAUUACUCCCACUAAUAUUUCUUCUUCUGCGUGAUAUCAAUUAUUACUAAUUUUUUACGCAUCUAGUCUUCAAUCUUCAAGAAAAGAGAAAAUUCAGAAACAGUUAUGGUUGUGUUGUUCUUGGUGAAGAGUGGCAAAGUUGUAGCCAAUGGAAGUACCUAAGAUCAUCAUCAAUCGCCCCAAAAACAACCUCGUUCAUUCAAUAGUCUUUCUCUUCGGUUUCUAUUGUUGGGAUUGGGAAUUCCUCACUGCCCUUUUGCUUUUCAGUUACUAAUCCUUCUAAUUCCUUUUUUUCUUUUUAUAACUUUCCCUAGGAUUCAACUAACUCAUAAUAAACUCAAAACCUCCAAAAGGGGGGUUUUCGUAAUUUCUGUAAGUUCAUAGAUUUAGGGAAAAAACAGGGGAUGUCGGGAAGAACAACACCGGCGCCGUUUUUGUUGAAGACAUAUCAGUUGGUGGAUGACGUGGCAACAGACGAUGUAAUAUCAUGGAAUGAAAGUGGUACAACAUUUGUGGUGUGGAAAACUGCUGAAUUUGCAAAGGAUUUGCUGCCAACUUACUUCAAGCACAAUAAUUUCUCCAGCUUUGUUCGUCAGCUUAACACCUAUGGUUUUCGAAAGAUUGUGCCAGACAAAUGGGAGUUCGCCAACGAGAACUUCAAAAGAGGACAGAAGGAGCUCCUCACAGCAAUUCGCCGGCGGAAGACCGUAACAUCAACCCCAGCUGGUGGGAAGUCCGUGGCAGCGGGGACUACAGCAUCCCCGGACAAUUCCGGGGAUGAGAUAGGUUCGAGUUCAACCUCUUCCCCGGACUCCAAGAACCCGGGGUCGGUGGAGACCCCGGGAAAGUCGUCCCAAUUCACGGACUUGUCGGAUGAGAACGAGAAGCUCAAGAAAGACAACCAGAUGCUGAGCUCUGAACUGGCGCAGGCAAAGAAACAAUGCGACGAGUUGGCUGCUUUCUUGAGCCAGUACGUGAAGGUUGCACCCGAUAUGAUCAACCGUAUCAUGAGCCAAGGAACCCUCUCAGGGUCCAGCCUUGAAGAGUUGGUCAAGGAUGUUGGUGGUGUUAAUAAAUAUAUAGAAGAACAAGGUAGUAAUAAUGAUGAUGAUGAAGAAGAUGAUGACAAAAAGGGUGAUACUCUGAAACUAUUUGGUGUGUUAUUGAAAGAAAAGAAGAAGAAAAGGGGUCUGAAUGAGAGUAUUGAUUUUUCUGGGCCACAUGGGAAAAUGAUGAAAACUGUGGACUAUAAUGCUCCUUGGAUGAAAAUGUCUUCUGUGCCUGGAGAGAGCAACAAGGUCUGUAACUGAGGUGAAGUUGAUGUUAAGGUGGAGUCGUGAAGUUUAGCUUCUUCCUUUUGAUGUAGUAAUUUCAUUGGAUUUACAAGUUUGAUGUUAUGAAUAAAUAGACAGUUUAAUUAGUAUGAGUAGUAUUGGGGUUAUAUUACUAUCAAGAGUAGUAACCCCAACUAGAAAUAUAUACGUACAAGUACUAUCAAGUCUUAUGCCCCAGCCUGAAGGUUGGUUUGUGUAGCAGUCAAAACUCCUAAUAAUAAUGGUUUUUGAUUUA